Molecule: messenger RNA, 1328 nt
Organism: Xiphias gladius (swordfish)
Lineage: Eukaryota; Metazoa; Chordata; Actinopteri; Istiophoriformes; Xiphiidae
Product: parathyroid hormone-related protein-like
Exons: 3
Coding region: 91-585 (164 amino acids)
Biological process (GO): adenylate cyclase-activating G protein-coupled receptor signaling pathway; regulation of chondrocyte differentiation; osteoblast development
Cellular component (GO): extracellular region
Molecular function (GO): hormone activity; peptide hormone receptor binding
Source: RefSeq, a predicted model, not a curated record
UUUGCAACAAGAUCAUCUCUAAAGAGCUUGCAGACCGAUCUUUUUGUGGAUUUUCACUGUAAAAAUUUACAUCAUAACUUUGGCUUAAGGAUGUGCUCUAUAGUCAUGCUUCAUCAGUGGAGUCUGGCUGUGUUCUUGCUGUGCUCCCCAGUGACUCUUGAUGGGAGACCAGUUGAUGCACUUAGUAGCAGAACGAGGAGGUCAGUGAGCCACGCCCAGCUGAUGCAUGACAAGGGCCGCUCCUUGCAGGAGUUCAAACGUCGCAUGUGGCUGCAGGAGCUGCUGGAGGAGGUGCACACAGCCGAUGAGCGAGCGCCACCCCUGCAGAGUGGAACCCCGAGCCAAACCUUCAGUGGGAAUGCUCUACACCAGAAGCCCCCAGGGGCCACCAAAAACCUCCCUGACAGAUUCAGGCUGGACAGAGAGGGCCCUAACCUGCCCCAGGAGACCAACAAGUCUCUGGCUUAUAAGGACCAGCCACUUAAAGUGGCCACCAAGAGGAAAAAAAAGGUGAGGUUAGGCCGGCGUAGAGAGAAUGACAAGAAGCGGAGGCGGGCACGGUCUAUCACAAUGAAGGAGCCAUAAAGGACGCGGCACCCUGGCUGAGAGACUCCCACUAGCCUGUAUAUGGGACUGCACUAAGACACUGACACAGUUCCAGCUAGACCGAGGUCUGACGGACUUGAACCACGGUUGACUCAGUCACAGUCAUAUCCAAGGGCCCGGGGCUGUGCUUGUAUGAUAACAUUUUGCUAAUUGUGUAUUGUUGUGUUUUAAAAAAAAUCUCGUACUUCCUGGAGGUUCAUCAUAACAUCUUCUUAGGUCCAUAUUUAUUUGGAAACUCUUCACGCCUCUGUAACCCCCAUUCAAUUCAAAACAAUGUGUAUGUUAUCAUCUCUAAACAGUGUGCACAAGUAGAACAUCGGUGGAAGUAUUUAUUGCCUGAAUAUAAUGUAACUUCACAAAAAUUGGGAUGCUGAGUGGUCUACUUUUGUUUGGCUCUAUACGUGUUGACUAUCGUGGACUUACAGUUACAGACAAACUGUUCAAUUAAUACAUCUGUUCGAACUGUUCUGCCAUAAUUUAUUUCACUUUGAAAGUGUAUAUUUAUUUUGUGAAUGUAUCAUGGUGCUGCUGACUAAAUUCCAUAAUGCACUUUAGUUAUAUCCUGUAAAUGUUCUUUUGUGGUUGAGUUUUAAUUUGAUGUUUCUUUUGAUGGUCCUGCUUUCCUUUCCCACCUUAGAUCCCUCAUGGACUUGUAACUUAUUGGAUGCUUCAUCAAACCCACUCUCAUCAUCUUACAUUAUAGUUUAUUUUUAUAGAACAAG